Molecule: messenger RNA, 1383 nt
Organism: Cyclocybe aegerita
Lineage: Eukaryota; Fungi; Basidiomycota; Agaricomycetes; Agaricales; Hemipholiotaceae
Source: the annotation of a GenBank genome assembly
AUGUUCGAGGAAAUCUGUCUCGUCUGCGGCAAGCAUCUCUCAGACGACGGCCGCGCCUACUGCAGCGACGACUGCCAGAACACAGACCUCUCCUCGCCUUCAAUAUCCUCAUCCUCCAGCGCACUUUCCUCACCCAGCAUCGGCUACGCAGCAGGCGGCGACGUCCCGCCCCUCAUGCCCUCCGCACUCGGCUCAGCACUCCGCAACUACGCAGGCCGGUCGGGCUACUACGUCUCCUCCUCGGCCUCGUCCACCUCGUGGUCUGUCCUCACGGACGAAGAAGACGAGGGUGCGCAGCACCAGUAUCGCACAGAGCACCCCUUCCACGAUGUCACUGAUCCAGCCUGCGAACUCGCUUCCAAAUCAGCCACUCAGUUCACCCACUCCGCCCUCUCAUACGCACGCAGACCCUCUGGCACAAACAACCAUUCCACCGUGCCCAACCCCCUCGGCCGUAUCUCUUCCACCGGGCGGGGCAUCCCAAAGAGCGCACCCAUCCACUCCCACCUGUCCCAAUACGACGACGAGGCCUUCUCCGACAUCAGCUUCUCCUCUGACGGCCUCGACCUCGACCACGACCUUGACGAGAAGCAGGACAGGGACUACUGGGCCGUUGAAUCCGCCAAACCCAUACCUACAUCCAAGGCGAAACGCACGCGGAACCGCGCCAGCCUCCCCGCGUGCUUCUCCCUGCUCAAGAUGGCGUCUCCGUCUCCGGCGUCCAAAGGGAACAAGCGCUCGUCCCCCGUGUCCUCCGCGGGGAACACCGUCUCACGCCCGUCCCCACCCACGCCAAAGGUCUCUCUAGACGCCUCGACGAUCUCGCAUGCCACGAUCGUCCCGUCCCUGCCCUCCGUGCACGCCACGCCCCGGGGCAGACGCCGCGAGACAGACAAGUCGCGCAGCAGCAGGCGGUCGGGUCACUCCUCGCCGUCCCGCGAGCGCCGCGUGCACACGCCCAACAGCCCGAGUGCGCUGCAGUUCCACCACCCGAACGAGAGCGAGGAGUUUGACUGGGUGGCUGCCGCAGAGCUGCCCAUGCCGAGGAGAGGACGCACAGCGUUGCGCAGGAACAGCUCGCCACCACCACCGCCAAUGACGACGACGACGACGGUGUUCAUGGGCGCGGAGGAUCCUAGCCAGGUUCUCAAUGCCGUGAGACAGGUGCAGGAGGGAGGCGCGAGGACGAACGACCGGUCGCUGUCAGACAGCAGGUCAAGGCCGCGCACGAGGCCGCGGGGGAGGACGAGGGUCGAGGAGCUCGGUGGGGACGUCUCGUUGAUGGACGCACCGGGGUACGGGACGGGGCGCAGUGGGCUCAUCGACCGCGCCGCACACGCACACGCACACGGCCAUGCGCACUCGGUGCGGGUCCCUCUGUAA